Molecule: messenger RNA, 555 nt
Organism: Saccoglossus kowalevskii
Lineage: Eukaryota; Metazoa; Hemichordata; Enteropneusta; Harrimaniidae
Biological process (GO): G protein-coupled receptor signaling pathway
Cellular component (GO): plasma membrane
Molecular function (GO): G protein-coupled receptor activity
Source: RefSeq, a predicted model, not a curated record
UUAAAUCCGUCGGUUCUGGAAGUUGAUGGUUCAGGGCCCACCGUUGUGCGACUAUAUUUUACAUUUCACUGGUUAGCCAUGGCGCAUAGCUGUGUGAAUCCAAUGAUAUAUGCAUUUCUUAAUAAGAAAUUUCGAGUGGAUCUGGCCCACAAGUGUUGUUGCGAAAGAGAACAAUCACACAGUUUCUUUCAGAGCAAAAAGGAGACAAUGGGUCAAUCUUCAGUCAUGCAGACAGGUAAUGUGUACUCUCUGCAAAAGUUAUCACUGCGUCGUGCAUCCAAUAAAAAGAAGUCCCAUGUCAAACAUGAUGAAUAUGACAGCAACACAGACUCAACAAAAAGCAAACGGGGGAAUUCACAGUUGGAAAUUGAUAAAUAUGGCGGCAGUACAGAAUCAAAUAAUAGUGAACGGAAGAGUGCACAGUUGGAAAUUGAUAAACAUGUCGGCAACACGGAAUCAACCAAGAGCGAGUGGGGGAAUUUACAGUUAGACAUUGAUACACGUGGAGGCAAUACACAGUCAAUGAACAAUGAAAUAAGGAAUGAACAAGUGUAA